AUGAUGUGUUCAUCGUUCCUUUCCCUUCCACUUGAACUUUUGGAUGUAGUGGCAGAGAAGCUGGAUCUGGCAGAUAUCAAACAACUGCGUCUUUGCUGCAAACGACUGGGCUCCAGUCUUGAAUCUUUUACAUUCCACACCAUCUCUCUCAGAAUUAACUGUCAUAAUGCGUCAUCAAGCUCUGGUAUUCGUAAACUUCAAUACCUCGCUACUCAAAGACACUCCGGCCCUUCCAGGAUGACAAAGAACCUAAUUAUUGAUUGUCUAGCGCCGGACUACGAUCCAACCUUCGAGGCGGAAAGUUAUGUUAAUGGCGAAUGGGUAGCUAAUGUCCCUCCAAAGGAUCUACCUCAGGCAAUCAUUUCCCGCAAACAAAUGAAACUUUACCUUUUCUAUGCUCUCAAAUCCUUGAAAAAUCUCCGUUCCAUUAGCUGGAACAUACAUCAGUAUGAUGAGCAAUGGGUCCAAUGUACGGUGAUGAAUGCCAUUCAGACUCUGCCAAAUCUGAGGUCUGUCCGGAUCGAAGUUGAUUGGGCUAGAAUCCCCUUGCCUUUACAUCGCUUGCGGGGUCUGCGUGAUAUCACAAUUAUCGACUCUACCAUACCGUCCAACUCAGGUAACAUAUAUGAGACGUAUCAGAACUUGGGAAAGAUGCUGGCUCGGUCUCCUGGGCUAGUUGGCCUCAAUAUUCAGAGAGGAGGCUAUGACUGCACCCACGUCGACACCAGCGCUAGCCUUCACCAUCUCCUCAGGUGCUAUCCCUCGUCUCAAACACCCCUUCGGCUCAAACACCUCGUGAUGAAUCGUAUGUUCGUUAAAUUGGAUGCGAUUACGUUGCCUCAUUUACAUUACCUGAAAUCGUUGGAUCUUUCCAAUGUACUGGAGCCACAUCACAUCACCAACAUCGAGCAUCUUACUGUUGAUUCCAAAAUCUGCUCGUCAUGUACCCAGCUCCAUGGGUCUCAGAAACUUGUGGGCUCCAGCGUCGAUGGCAUAUGGGAUGCUCUAACCAACCUGGGAAUCGAAUUAGAAGUCCUCAAAGUUCGAAAAGUCACCCAAAGUUUGUUGAACUACCUCGAAUCGUAUAGCGGCAUCAAGAGACUACACAUACUUAGCUCUGCACAUCCGACUUCUCCAACAGAAUAUGAUGCACUAGCGUCACGAUUCUUCGGUACCUCGCUCGGGAUGCAUAUUCGAACUAUCGAAAAACUUGACAUUGAAGCCGCUAACGAGGGGCUAUGGUGCUUCGGACCACACAACAUGUCCGUCAUAGCCUCCUGCACCGCGUUGGUAUUUUUGGGCAUACCUAUAUGUUCCAUACACCUCCAGACAUUUUCAUGUGACGACAAACCAGUUCUCGGGUCCGAGGAUGGAGCAUUUGAUCCUAUUGCGUCACUUUAUGACACGAUUACAAUCCAUUUAGUGAAGAUAAACACGCUGAAAGUCUCGGUUCCGUUGAGCAUCGACAGAUUUGAGGGAUACUGGUGCGGCUACUCCGUUUCGCGUCAGUUCUCAUGGGUCUGCGAUACCGUAGCGGAACGGCUGUGUGCAUUUUCAAACGAUAAACCCUGUUAUCCCCCCAGUUGUCUACCGGAUAUCCAGAUCGGUGACAAGACCUGUAAGGAGAAGCGGCUUGCGCCCUUUGCCACCGUCCGGUCGGUGCCUGCAGUGGAUGGGGCAGUACAAUUUAGGCAGGCUUUUUGUUACAAGGAGACGUGA
Psilocybe cubensis is the source of this 1719-nucleotide messenger RNA. RefSeq lists its product as uncharacterized. The transcript has 4 exons. Lineage: Eukaryota; Fungi; Basidiomycota; Agaricomycetes; Agaricales; Agrocybaceae. The coding region runs from base 1 to 1719 and encodes 572 amino acids. The record is from RefSeq and is a predicted model, not a curated record. Gene Ontology annotation, molecular function: protein binding.